UUCGUCUACGCAUAAAUGUUUUUAUUAUUUUUGUUUAGUUUAAAUGUAAAAUAAUUCGCGCAAUGUUUUAUUGAAAGAUUUAAAAUGCGUGUACAAGAAUCUGCCCCAAGCAAAUGUAUGUUGAAAAGGCUGCCGCCAAGCAUUUUGAAUUGAAAACCAAACGCAUUUGAACAAAUUGAACGCUAAACUAGCGCAAAAAGCGAACGCCAAUUGAAAAGAAUAUCAAUUACUUGUAUUCCAAGCCAGUGCUAUUGUUAUAUACCAACUUCCAAAAUAAUAUUUCCCCGCAAACUAACCAAAAAAACAAAAUACGCGCAUUUAAAAACGCAUUGCAAAUUAAGUAUUCACCCAGGCAGCCGUUAAGCCUGUUUAGUUUAUAAGUGUACUGCGUCCAGCUGAGGACAAAAUGGCGCCGACAACGACAAUUGAAACCAUCACAAUCACAAGGCCUCUCAAGGUUAUUGCAUUUAUAUGUGGCGUGAUUGUGGUUGUGCUCAUGAUCAUGGCUCUGGCUUCCACAGACUGGCUCAUGGCCGAUGGCUGGCGACAAGGACUCUUUGUGCACUGCAUUGAGGAUGACGCCAUGACGCCGCUGCCUUUCAAUGUGCAGGACCCACCAGGCUGCUAUUGGACGCGCGAUAUUGGUUACAUCAAAGCCACAGCAGCGCUUUGCAUUAUCACAUUGAUAACGGACGUUAUAGCCACAGUAUUAACUGGGCUUGGUCUGAAAACACAAAAUCACAAUCUUAAAUAUAAAUUCUAUCGAAUAGCCGUGCUCGUAAUGCUCGUCUCUUUGCUGGCCGUGCUAUCCGCUUUGAUUGUGUAUCCGGUGUGCUUUGCAGGCGAGCUUACAAUGGCUAAUCGUCGCGUGUGGGAGUUUGGCUGGGCCUAUGGUGUGGGCUGGGGAGCAGCUAUAUUCUUGUUUGGAGCGGUAGUGCUGUUGCUCUGUGACAAGGAAUCCGAGGAGAUUUACUAUAAGGAGAGAAAAAUAGUACAUGAAAACCAAAUGCGCGCCUAGGCAAGGCCGCACGACCUGCCUGACGUCGUUCUUUAGACAUUAUAAGCAUCUAGAAACCAAUACAUACACACACACACACACUCAUAUAGACACAAACAGACAUACACUCACACAGAGACGUAUAUAAAUUUCGAAUCAAAUCAGACUUAAGAACUAUGAACAAAUCUACAGAGCAAUUUCUCAGUAAUGAUUGUGUUAAGAAUCCUUUUUGUUUUUGUCAACUAUGUAAGCCAAAAGAGUAAUGAACAAACUAUAUAAACUGUAUAACCUUAAUAUAGUUGUGGAUAAUUAGUUGAGAUCAAGUAUAUGCUGAGUUGUUUUUUAAUUAGUUAUUUAUACUUGUAUAGUUUCGAAAGGUAAUCUUCCAACAUACAUAUAUAUACACGACAAACAUAUACACAAUACAUGUAUGCACCGCAUCUCCCAAAAUGAUAAACGUAUAUAAACUCGAAAUUAUAUCAACCUAACUACCUAUACCUACCUAUAAUCAGAUAAAAUUCAAGGCACACACUUAAACAUAAAUCAAGUCAGCCAAUCUUUUAAGAUCAAAUUAAAAUUGAAAUUGUAACUUGCGCAUAUAAUCUAACAUAACAAAGCAAAAUUAUCCAGCUGCAUACCUAGAGAGCAGAAAUUCAAGCAGUCUUAUUGUAUGUACUCGCUAUAUAAUCCCCAGUUAGUCGACAAAACAAAAACAAAAAAAGGAAAUUAAUAAGAAAACCCUAUCCAAAAAUAUGCAUGUAUGUAACCUAAACUAGAAAAUAUAUAAAUGUCAAUUGAGUUAAUAGAAAUUUGUCAAAUUCAGCAUUAUAUGCAGCUGCUUAAGAUCCAUUAUGAAAAUAAGUUCUGUUUAAAACCUGGUUGCAUCACAUACAUUCAAGUCAACACUAUAGGCAUCAAGCAUAUGCAGAUUACGCUUUCAAAUGUCUCCUGAAUAUAUGUUUAUAAUUUUUCAAUUCUUGUAUAAUCUUUCAUCUCAAUUACAAAUAUUUGUAGCGCCCAACUUUUGUAACAUACUUAAUCCGUCCCCGCCCCAAAAAAAUAACCUUUGACUUUUUUUUGAAAUCAACAGUUUUAAGUUACACCUAAUAUACAAUAUAUUUUUUACUGGCACAUGUAAUGACAGUUUAAAUACUCUUAUUUAUUA
This is a messenger RNA of Drosophila busckii, 2162 nucleotides long. Its product is annotated as transmembrane protein 47. Gene Ontology annotation, cellular component: membrane; cell-cell junction. Gene Ontology annotation, biological process: cell-cell adhesion. The coding region runs from base 407 to 1018 and encodes 203 amino acids. The record is from RefSeq and is a predicted model, not a curated record. Lineage: Eukaryota; Metazoa; Arthropoda; Insecta; Diptera; Drosophilidae. The transcript is spliced from 7 exons.